Molecule: messenger RNA, 600 nt
Organism: Rotaria sordida
Lineage: Eukaryota; Metazoa; Rotifera; Eurotatoria; Philodinida; Philodinidae
Source: the annotation of a GenBank genome assembly
AUGAAUACUGAAUCAAAAGAAACAAUAACAGAAAAAAUAUUUAUAUUAUUACAACGUCUUCUUAAUGAUAUUAUAACAAGUCCAAUCAAUUUGAUUCUUGUUUUAUUAAUUAUAUUUUUACUUUUUAAAUUAUUUUUAUUAAAACGUAAACCAACAUAUGAUCCAAGUCCAUCAAAAGUUAUACCACCAUUACCUAAAAUGGCUAAACAAGAUUUAACAAUAGAAGAAUUAGGUCGAUAUAAUGGCACGGAUUCAAAUGGUCGAAUUCUUACAGCUAUAUAUGGUGAUAUUUUUGAUGUUAGUCGACGAAAUGAUUUAUAUGGACCAGGAGGAUCAUAUUCAUUAUUCGCUGGUCGAGAUGCAACACGAGCAUUAUCGAAAAUGCAACUAACGCAAUCAUUAUUUUCAAAUGAAUAUGAUGAUCUUGCUGAUCUUACUGAUGGUGAACGAGCUACUGCUAGAAAUUGGCAUGAAGACUUUCGAGAAAAAUAUGAUAUUGUUGGUCGUCUUCUCAAGCCAGGAGAACAACCAAGUGUCUAUCCAGCUGAAGAACCGACAGUCGAUGGUAGUAAUACCAAUGAGAUGAAGAAAAAUGAAUAA